UGAUAAUCUUGAUUCUACAAUCGCACGCAAUGAAAAGAGGAUAAAAGAACAAAGAUAAAAAUAAAACUUUUCACACUUCACAGAAAUUGAGAAAAAUGGCGACAGAUUCAACGAAGGUUAGGACUGCAAAAGGGAAACAAUUAUCCAAUGAAGAAAUCUAUAAUGGAUUUCAGAAACUACGAAAUGAACAAAGACUUCUUGCUAACAAGUUGACUGAAGUAGAAGUGGAUUUCAAUGAACACAAGAUUGUCAUUGGAACACUACAAGAUCUAGAUGGGGAUAGAAAAUGUUUUAGAAUGUUCGGAGGAGUAUUAUGUCAAAGGACUGUCAAAGAUGUUCUCCCCAACCUAAUAUCCACUCGUGAUCAGUUGAAGAACCUGAUCGAAACUCUGAACGAUCAGCUAACAAAAAAAGGAGCGGAAAUUAACGAGUACAAAGAAAAAUACGACAUUCGAUUUCAAAGAGAAAUGGGAGGUCCUUCAGGAAGUGGUGGUGGGGGUGGAGGAGCAAGCCAAGAAGGAGGGGAGAAGAAAUCAGAACCUUCGAGAAACGUCAUCAUGGUGAAUCCAAUGUAAAUAACAUUAUUAUAAUAAUUGAUGGACAAGUGAACAAUGUGAUCGAACGUUAUAGAGUUGCGAGUGAACACCGAGUGCUUGAAUAAUAUCAACGAAUUGGACUAUUCAUUUUCUGUGAAUUCGUUGAUCAUCAUUGUUUUAUCUUAUUAAAACUCUUCCAAUGAGAUGUCACAAAUCUCUAAGCUAAUCAACUUUUCACGGCAUAGAAAUUCUCACAGUAUUAGUUCUUGUUUUCAAGCAAUUCAAUCAUAGGAGAAAACGUGAGACUUGAAAAUCGUUUUUUUAUAAUGUUAUUUAAAUUGCUUUACUAACGUUGUGUUGUGAUAGUAAUAUUCAUUGUUGUUCUUACUUAGCCUCGAAUUAAUGUAAUGCUUCAGAAAUCUAAUGUGAGAUAAGAACUGAUGGAUUAAAAAGUACGUUGAUUGGCAACA
Molecule: messenger RNA, 1006 nt
Organism: Nilaparvata lugens (brown planthopper)
Lineage: Eukaryota; Metazoa; Arthropoda; Insecta; Hemiptera; Delphacidae
Product: probable prefoldin subunit 2
Exons: 3
Coding region: 96-575 (159 amino acids)
Biological process (GO): protein folding
Cellular component (GO): cytoplasm; prefoldin complex
Molecular function (GO): protein folding chaperone
Source: RefSeq, a predicted model, not a curated record